Messenger RNA from Cloeon dipterum, 498 nucleotides. Its product is annotated as collectin-12-like. Bases 91 to 414 code for a protein of 107 amino acids. The transcript is spliced from 3 exons. The record is from RefSeq and is a predicted model, not a curated record. NCBI's taxonomy places the organism in Eukaryota, Metazoa, Arthropoda, Insecta, Ephemeroptera, Baetidae.
AUAACGAGAUUGUCAAACAAGAAAAAUUACUACUUCUCCACCUCAGAGCUGUCUUGGAAGCAAGCGAAUGAUUUCUGCAAGAAGCACGCCAUGCACUUAGCUUCUCCAAAGACGCAAUCUGAAUUGACUCUUUUGUUCCAGAAAGUGAAGCAAUUUUUGAAUGGAGAAAAGGAAUGGUGGGUGUCUGCGUCGGACGUUGGAAGCAGGGCUGGCGAUUUCAAAUGGCAUGACAGCCAAGCUCUUCCUAAGGACAGCGCCUUGUGGAACAAGGAAAGGAGAGAGCCCAACUCUUUUGGUCAGGGCGGCGAAGCGUGUGCACACAUUGCUCCCUAUUACAAGGACAGACUUAUGGAUGAAAGAUGCUCGGAAGUUUCUAAUUUCAUCUGCGAGCAGCCUGCCAACUCGGUUUGCUAAAAGUCUGGAAAGUGUUUCUAACAAUAAGUGAAAAUAAAAAUUUGAAGUUAAUAAACACAAAAAUUAAAUGAUUUUUAUCUGUUA